GGGUGGGGGCCCGGACGUUGGUGGGGGCGUCCCCCGGCUCCCCACCUCUCCAACCUCUCGUCGGCCGAUCGGGCCACGAGCCGGGGGCCCGGCGGGCGGCCGAACCCGGGACCCGCCGGGGCGUUCUGGGCCGGAGGGCGGGCCGGGCCGGGAGGAAGGAGUCGGGGCCGCGCCGCCCCGCCCGUCGGGCCGUGCGCCCCGCCUCCCCGGGGCGAGCGAGGCGGAGCCGGCGCCCGGAGGAGCCGCAGCAGGCGGAGGAGAGCUCCGAGCCGUCUCCACGAGCCCGUGGACACCGAGGCCCCGGCGGCCAGCGCGGCAGCAGGCGAGUUCAUCCCAUCGCUUGGGACCCGGAAACUGGACCACGCAGCCUCCUACUGAUUUCAGGUGAAAGAAGCCAAGAUGUCGAGCAAAACGGCAAGCACCAACAACAUCGCUCAGGCCAGGAGAACUGUGCAGCAACUGAGACUAGAAGCUUCCAUCGAACGGAUAAAGGUGUCAAAGGCAUCUGCGGACCUCAUGUCCUACUGUGAGGAGCACGCCAGGAGCGACCCUCUGCUGGUAGGGAUCCCCACCUCAGAAAACCCAUUCAAGGAUAAAAAAACUUGCAUCAUCUUAUAGAGGAAGAGGAAGCCCGGUUCCUCGUCUCUUCUCCACGAAGCCGGUUCUGAGCAGCUCCUUGAAGAGACCCCCUCCUUCGCUUCUUUGGUAACCACUCUGAUCACUAACAUGCUCUUACCUCGGCCUCAUGGACUCUAAGUCUUAUUUGCCCGAGCUGCCCUUCCUCUCAGACCCCCCUCUCCUAUUGAAUACAGAAUAACAAUCUUGUUCUCCAUCUGGAAACUAUGGUGUCAUAUGGGGUUACUGCUUAAGAAGAGUUGGUCUGGGUCUUUAACCACACAACACACACAUACACACACACACACACAGUUAUAUUCUCUCAAAUGCAAUAUGAAUGAUCCAGUUGUGUCAAGACCUAAAUUACCUACGCACCUGUCUGGUUUAACAUGUGAAAAAUCUAGGUCCUAAAACCUUUAUAGCAUCGUGUAUUCUUAAUAGGGUUGUUGUGCCUGCCAGAACAGGCCACUUCAGGAAUGGGAGAGUUUGGUGUGUAUUGAUGAAUAUAUAUAUAUAUAUAUAUCGGUGACUUCCUGUAUAUCCACAGAGCAAAUCUUGCUUUCUGAUAAAAACCUUUCCCUAUAUAUACCACCAGGGCCGCAUCCUCACAAGUUAGACCUGAGCUGUGCGUAGGUGGAGUAACAAACGUUCUUCAUACGGGACCAGAAUGUGGCACAGUGAUAGAAUGUAUGUGCCCCAUGGAGGGAGGGAAGUUAAGGGUGGGCCUGGAGUCAACCCCCCACUCUCCCUUCCUCCCCUCACCCCACACACACACAUACAAAGCAAAAUUUUCUUUUCAUGUAGUCAUGGUACAAAAACUCACUGUUUCUUGUAACCAAGAAAUGAAGUCAUCUCUGCUCUCUUGAAGUCCUGCUGACCUCUCGGACGACAAUAAACAGUGCCAAUCCCCAGCCAAGAGCCCAGCUAGAAAGGCUUGUAGAGUAGGAGGUAUUAGUUCACUCUUGCCGUGAGACUCUUGGGGCCGACCCUGGGCGGCUGUGCCCCCAGCUCUGCUGGGUGGAUCAGGGGUAGACAGCUCUGAUGGGUUGUACCCUGAGGAUGGGGACACAGUGUCACACUGAAGGUGUCACACUGAAGAAGGAACACCAGUGUGGGAAACCCGGUCCAAUUUGGCCCUGUUUGGCCUGAGUUGGUGACUUGGUGACAUGUGCUCCUUCUCACUCCUGCCUUUCCCUGAUCAUCUCUCCGCUGCUAGAACAUGUUAUUUUCACAGGAAGUGUGCACCAGCCCCAGGGGGAAAUACUACGGUAAGAAAGAAACACAACACACACACACACACACACACACACACACACACACACACACACACAGAGGCAUCCAGACACUGAGCAUUUUUCAAGUCACUUGCAGCCAGGCCCACCUUCUCCCCGGCCCCCAUGCCCCAAAUCCAAUAAAGACAACAGCAGAAGAGGCUCAAAUUCACCGCUCCGCCACGCUGUCUAUUGGGUUCCUUAACUUCUCAUUUUCAGAAUCUACAGGGGGGAGAUUCCUAACUGAAGGCCCAUGGCCGGAGGGUGUUUUAGCUUUAUCAAAGAGGAAGGGGGCGGGGUCCUUUUUCAAUCACUAGGCCUUUGUGAUCUUAAGCCUCUCCCGUUUAUUAGAAGUCACCCCUGGUAAUGAUGGAGUACAAGGUAUUCUUCCCACACGGGACUCACUCGGCCCGGCCUGGCCCAGAAGAGAUGGUUCCUCUUAGUUCUGUACUCAAUUCUUGCAAACACUGGUCUCUGAACAGCCUCGGGCCCUUUGAGCUUGCGUGGAAGGUGGGAAAACAAAGUUUGCUCCACACAAUCAGGAUUUUCCACCUCACCUCUGCUUCUGAGGAGUGACGGGCCUGUCUGCCUCGGUCUCUGAGGCCAGGGGGAAAUCAGGCCACUGCCCCUCACCUCGGGUCAUCUUCCCACUGGGUUCUGCACUCGGCCCCAUUCGCAGGAAAUGCCAACAUCCCUGCUUGCAACGCUAAAGGCUGCAUUGGGCACCGCACGUACAAAAAAAUAGAGGCUGGCAUGGUUCACACUUCUCUUAACGAGACUUUUUAUUUUUUAUAAGUGUCUUUUUCUACUGAUCGUCCCAGAACACUACUCUUAAUUUCACUCUGAUUCUGAAACAUGCUCGAUGUAUUUAUAAUGCAGCUCGUUACGAGAUAUUCUCAUGAAAUUGCUUUUUUGUUUUGUUUUGUUUUCACCCCCCUCCCUCCUGUUUCACAUGCCCAUUUUUGGUAGCAAGCACAAUUUCCUCUUGAGUCCUAAAACGUGUUCUUUUACCUCACAGAAAACAGAUAUGUUUUGCUGCUUGUGAAGAGGCUUGUCAUGGGAAGGCAUGGGCUUGAGGUUCCAGCAGAUUUUAUUUUGUUUUCACCAGCCACACGUCGUGUUGGCUAGGAGCGUAACUGUUCGAUUGAACUUCCUAGCCAGGUGUAGGGUUUGUUCGAGAAAUGCCGAAUCAGAGGCUUUAAUAUUGAACCCAGGGGGAAGAAAAUUGUAGCUACAUGUUGAUUUACUUACAACCAGACGCCUGUGUGAGAAGUGAUAAUAUGCGUAUUCGUAUCUAAUAAGCAGAAGUCACUUUCAUUUAUCAGGCUUUAUUCUAGGUAUACAGGCACACAGUCCUAACUGCUGGCCAGCAGCCGACUUAAAAUAGUGGUAGAUGACUUAAAAUAGUGGUAGAUGUUUUCCCUCCCUGCCGCUCUGCUCACUCUCGUCUACACCCACCUGAGCAACUUCUUGGCUUUGCAGCUGGGAAGCUCUGUAAGCACGUUCAAUAGUCUUUGCCUCUGAUGCUAUUUCAGUUAUUUACCAAUGCUGUUUCAGUUACCGAUGACCUCUUCCCUUUUCUCUCGCAUAUGUAUCCCUUAGUUCGUAAUCUGUCCAGUUGAGCCUCGGAACCCUGAUGAAGAAAAGCGAGACAAAAUGUCACGACUCCAAAAUAUUGUUUUUCCAGAAACACAUUUUAAGCAACUAACACUCUUUAUAUACCAGAUGGUUCAUAAGCUAUAGGUUGUAGCUGUGUUUCCUAACAACAAGUCAGGUUUUUAAAUUUCUUUACCUUAUUCCAGUGAAAAGUGCCAUACUUUUAAAGACCUGAUUCUUGUUCUCUCUAUUUAGUCUGUUUUUAUACAUUACUAAUUACUGAAGUGUCAGAAGAAAAACAAACUGUUAUACCAGUGAUUCGGUGAUUUUAAGGCAUAGGUUAGGUUAGGUAGAUGUGCCAAACUCUUUCUCCAGAUGCCUUCUCCUUAAGAUAAUGUCAGAGGGAUUACUCAGAAUUUAAUUUAAGAUUUUUCUAGGCUUAAGAAGUACAGCGCCCUUUUCUCAGUAAAUAGAACAGCAGAGCGUGUUAUGAAUUAUAUUGAUUGCUUUACACUAGACCUGUCAAUAGGGGAAAACUCCAUUGAAUCAAAUAGAAUCAUAGGUGUAUGAAAAUCGAGCACUUCUUUAGCGUUGGGUGGUGGCCUGUAGUAUACGUAGAGCAACUUCCGGUCAAGUUCGGGUGCCUGUGUCACGUGGCUCUGGGCAGGCCCUUCCUCUCUCCAACUAUAGAGUGAGGGACUGCUCAGUCUACGUAACCGAGCUCCCUCUGUGCUCUCAGAUGUCCCCUCUGUGACCUACUACCCUUCUGCUGGUCUGUCAACGUGUUGGUGCUAUCAGCUGCUUCAGAUAGAAAAUUGGUUUGUCAGCAGGACAGCUCGUCUAUAGCUUCUGGAAAGACAUUUUGUUAUUCAGCUUUUUUUUUUCCCCUCUCCUGGUUUUGUGGACUUGAUUACUGUAAUAAUGUCUUUUUAUUAGCCAUGUUACUAUGAACAUAUAUUCUCUGGAUGUCGCAGUGAAUUUGCAUUUGAUAUACAAUUGAUGGGAUUUUGUUCUUUUAUACCCUCCUGUGGCCCCUCAUCUGUCCGCAUCAUAUUGACUUCAAACACUGUGAUCUCUGUUUGGAAAUCUGUCCAGUGAGAAGAAUAAAAGCAUUUCCUUCACAGCGACCGUGUGCACAAGAAUUAAAAGCUGU
Molecule: messenger RNA, 4635 nt
Organism: Sorex araneus (European shrew)
Lineage: Eukaryota; Metazoa; Chordata; Mammalia; Eulipotyphla; Soricidae
Gene: GNG12
Product: G protein subunit gamma 12
Exons: 4
Coding region: 400-618 (72 amino acids)
Biological process (GO): G protein-coupled receptor signaling pathway
Cellular component (GO): heterotrimeric G-protein complex
Molecular function (GO): G-protein beta-subunit binding
Source: RefSeq, a predicted model, not a curated record